Cladocopium goreaui is the source of this 1799-nucleotide messenger RNA. NCBI's taxonomy places the organism in Eukaryota, Dinophyceae, Suessiales, Symbiodiniaceae. The record is from the annotation of a GenBank genome assembly.
CAAGCCUUGCUCAAGCACCCAGUGCUGGCCAAACAACCCUUAGCCAGCAAGGUUUUGAGUGUCCUUCAUGUAUCGCACCGCCCUCUUGGGCACAUUGCCGCUGGCACUGGCCGUGGUUACCGGUGACUGUGAGGGUCAGGACUGUGAUUCUCCCAGCAACAUCUUCUUGCAGACAGCUCACCAUCGCCAGAGGGAAGAAAAGUACCACUGGCCCAGUGGGCGCGGGCGCUUCCCUUUCUUCGCGGUGUCCGAGAACAACGCCCCAUUUCAUGUGAAUAACUCCCUGGCAUGGUCGUGGCAUCAUCCCGAGGGACGAUUUCAUACACUGACCUACGGAACAGCCGUUGACAAUGACUUGAACGUCUACCUCACUUGUGCGGAUGCCAUGCGCAAGUUUGACAAAGACGGCAAUUUGCUGUGGGAGCACGGUUGCAUGCCUGCAAAUUUCAUGAACGCGCCGGUGAUCGACCAGGGGAUGGUGUACAUCAGCGACACGAAGGGCGGAGUGCGAGCCCUUGACAUGAAAGAUGGGAAAAGGAUAUGGCACACCAAUGUGUCCGAAACCACUGGCCAAGACAACGGCUUCAACAUGGUCCACAAAGGAGUUCUGUUCGCUGCAGCCGAUUGGACGGGAGACUCUCCUCAGGGCCCCGCCAACAAGUAUGUGAAGGCGUUGAAUGCCACUACUGGGGAUCUCUUGUGGUCCUAUCAGCCGGACAUGCCAAUCUGGAACUUUUUGGCGCUCUUCCCAGAUGAGAGCUCGCUGGUAUUUCAGGACAUGACAGGGAAGGCCUAUCGCCUUAGCCUUGAGGGAAAGCUGAUGUGGAAGGCUGGCGGCCUGGAGGGCACCUGGACAGAUGGUGGGGCUGCUCUGGGGCCCAAUGGCCUCGUGUAUACGGUGAACAACAACCAUCCGCCGGGUUAUAUGACGAAACUAACUUGGGAUCCUCCAACACUUCCAGGAACGCUCUCUGCCUAUGAUGUGAAGGAUGGUGCUUUGAAAUGGCAGGUUACGACACCGCGACCACCCAACAACGCUCCUGCAGUGGGCAAAGUCUAUGGCUGGGAUGGACUGUCAGUGGUGAUCCCUGUCUGCCAGCAGGUUUUUCCAGGAGCCACGUGCGAUGUCAACGUCUAUGAUGCAAACACGGGAGAACCGCGAUGGGUCUUUCACGGACCGACCCAGAAAGGCUUAAUGCAAGCAGGUGAUUUGGAAGGUCUGGCCACGCGAAAGGCCAUCUUCUCCUUAGAAUCGGGCGGCUCGGGUCGCGCAGUUUGCCUCCCGAACGGUUGGAGUGCUCCGACCAUCACUGCGGAUGGCACGGUCUUCGUGGGCAGCGAAGAGGGGCCCAUUUUCGCGCUGCGGGACGCGGAUGGUGAUGGCAGAGUGCUGGGAGAACAGGAGGUCUCCUCCUUCGAUAGCAAGGGAGCCUUCAGCGGUUCUAGUUCUGCCGCCAUCGCGCCUCAGAUGAUGGCUAUUGCCUCCUGCGACAGCCUCUUUGUUUUCAAGGCUUAAACCAGAUCCAAAGCGGGUGAUUUUGCUGAGUUAUGGCUGCCGUAAGCGCGGGAAGCCAAAAAAAAUCCAACCCAAAGUCAGGUCAUGAAUUUGACCUGACGAAGUACGGAUCAGUCUCUCUGCAAAGACUAGUUUGUCCAGGAAAGACAGAAGGCAUGAGCGUACCGCCACACUUAUGUGGCCACACCAAGCACUAUGACAGGAAGUGUUUAAAAUGGAAAUGAGAUUUUACAGCCCGUGGCUUAAAAAGGACCUUUGCCAUCUUUGCAAAUCUUUGGGUAUA